Molecule: messenger RNA, 2742 nt
Organism: Psilocybe cubensis
Lineage: Eukaryota; Fungi; Basidiomycota; Agaricomycetes; Agaricales; Agrocybaceae
Product: Xenotropic and polytropic retrovirus receptor 1-like protein
Exons: 20
Coding region: 1-2742 (913 amino acids)
Biological process (GO): phosphate ion transport; cellular response to phosphate starvation
Cellular component (GO): cytoplasm; plasma membrane; Golgi apparatus
Molecular function (GO): inositol hexakisphosphate binding
Source: RefSeq, a predicted model, not a curated record
AUGAAAUUCGCUCAUGACUAUCGUGGACUGAAAAAACGUAUCACCGUCAUCAGAAAAUCGCAACAAGGACUCAAUUUCCAUGUUAUCCCAAGUGAUGAAUCCCCAGACGAAUUCCCGUCCCCGCCAGCUGCUCCACGCGCGUCUGACGUUGGUUCAGAGGACUACGCGCCGUCUAUCUACUCACAUGAUGGUCCUCUGGAAGAAACGCAUACAAAGGAUCCUAAAUCAACUGGAAACAUGGACCUUUCAAGCGUUGACCUUACAGAGGUGGGGAGGUACGCAGAAACUUCUAUGGCUCCCGCCUCAGCCUCAGCAUUCAGCUCUGGAAAUCGGGUCAAAUCAACUUCAGCGAAAGGACGUGCAUCUGUCAAUAUCAGUAGUCUCAAAGGUACAGGGGUACGUGGAGGCAAAAGUGUAUCGAGUCGAUUCAACGGAAUCACGCCACGUCCUCUUGACCCACUUUCGGUGCUACCAUUGCAUGAACUGCUAAACCAUCUGUCACCCCAAGAAGUGUCAUUCUUCAUUCUCCUAGAUGCCCAACUCGACAAAGUGGAGUCUUUCUACUUGGCACGCGAGAAGGAAAUGUUGACCCGAGGGCGUAUGCUCAAAAUUCAACUCGUUGAAUUACAGGAGCACCGCAAGCUAUUUCACGAAGCACAAUCUCAAACCUCAUGGGCCACGAAUUUCCUUAGCGCUGCUAAAUCAGUCGUCAAUCUGGGCCGUCUACCUGCCAAAGUUGCGCCUCCUCAAAGCGACCUUUGCCGAAUUCGAUCGCGAAAGAUCAAAUCAAUAUUCAGAUUCAAGGGUAGACCAUCCCAAGCGCCGAAGUCAUUCGAAGCCUCAGCGGAAACGAUACAAACUGAUGCUAUUCCCAAGUCAGAAGCCAUCUCAAAAACCGGAUCUGAUCAAGCCUCAAGCUCCGGCGUAACAAAAGCGAAGACGCGGUUUCUGAAAGCAUAUACCAAGCGCAAGGAACGCGAGACAGCUGAACAAAACGAUAGUUCGUGUUCCGACUCCCAGCGCGCCGAGGAUCCAGAAGAUUUGCCAGGUUCAACCAGGGGUAACACCGUAUCGAAGUGCGAAGGUUCAGACGCCGGCGACAAUGACGAACAAGAGAGCCCCGGGCCACGUCAAAUUCCCUUGUCUGCAGACCCAGACAGUUACCUAUAUGCAAAGAGGAAGCUUAAGAGGGCGGUGUUAGAGCACUAUCGCGGUCUUGAAGUCCUUAAUAUAACCGGGUUCCGAAAGGCACUAAAGAAGUUUGAGAAAGUGACCAAGAUCCCUGUUCAACAACAAUACAUGGCGGAAAAAGUAGGCAUUGAUGUUUCGGCUCCGUGUCGCUUCGAUUCUAAGAAUUUCAUGUUACAGGUUGAAAAAAGCGCAUUCGCAUCUGACAAAGCUGUUGCACAGAUGAUGGCUGAGAUGGAGGACCUGUAUGCAGCGGCGUUUGCUCGUGGUAACAAGAAAAUGGCUACCAAACGUCUUCGCGCGGGUAACAGCAGCAAAAGUCAUCACUUCAGCACCUUCCGGUCCGGUGCAUAUAUUGGAAUUGCCCUUCCGGCACUCAUUGAGGGUUUAGUUAAAGUCUCUAAACAGAGUACCAGACAAGCUAUACCCGCAUGGGGUCCACUGCUAUUCAUCUACGCCAUUUUACUCAUUCCAAUCUUAUUUACAUUCCUGGUCGGCACAAACCUGCUUGUAUGGGCCAACUCCAGAAUAAACUACAUCUUCAUCUUCGAAAUCGAUGUUCUGAGUCAACUUGACUAUCGACAAUAUUUUGAGCUCCCAUCCAUAUUGUUAUCUCUACUUUGCUAUGCAUUUUGGCUAUCCUUUUCUCUAAUCGAGCAUCCUCAUGUUUCACCAAUGAUAUGGCCGCUCAUUUGGCUGGGUGUUACAUUUAUAAUUGUAUUCGAUCCUAUCAAUCUUCUGCACAGAUCAUCGAGGUACUGGCUCGUCAGGAACGUAGCUAAGCUCUUCAUAUCUGGAACGAGGCGUGUUGAGUUUACCGAUUUCUGGAUGGGGGAUCAACUGUGUAGUCUAAUCUUCACGCUCUCGAACAUCUAUUUCUUUGUCUGCGUCUAUGUAAACGACUUCCAUCCAGACUGGAGAAAAUGCUCUGUCAAUUCUUCAACAUGGCCUGCUUACUUUGCUCUCGCUGCUUUGCCCUUGCUGAUUCGUCUAAUUCAAUCUGUGAAACGUUAUUGGGAUUCGAAAUUACUUACUCAUUUAAUUAAUGGUGGAAAAUACGGCAGUGGAAUAGUCGCUUAUUUUUUCUACUUUUUGUGGAGAACUCAUCAAAACGAACGAGGAACAAUCUUUGCCCUCUGGUGUUUGACUAAUGUUAUAUAUUCAUUUUAUGCUUCUGCCUGGGACUUCCUGAUGGACUGGUCCGUCCUGCAAAUACACAGCACCAACCCUCUUCUGCGACCGGAGUUGAUAUACAAUAACCAUAUACCAAUGUAUUACUUUGCUAUUGUAUCGAAUGUCUUGAUUAGAUUCAUCUGGUUGAUAUACAUCCCUAAAAGCGGACCAAACAUGAUGGUCCGCACAUUCAUCGCCGGAUUUCUGGAGAUGUUGAGGAGGUUGCAAUGGAAUUUCUAUCGAUUGGAAAAUGAACAUCUUGGUAAUAUGGAUCAGUACCGCGUCACUCGAGAGGUUCCAUUGCCUUAUGCGUUCAACAACCGGAGUAGGGACGAUGAUGGCGAUGACGAUGAAGAGGGUUUGAAGAUCAGGCGCCGAUAA